CCCAUUUCAUUUCAAUUCAAGGGUUUAAGCCACAGUGUUGUCUUACUUCGACUUCGUCUACCUCUAAAACCCUAACCUUUUUCCUCCGCCAUGUCUCUCUGUCAACUCUUCCGCCGUUCCUCCCUCUUGCACCGUCUCUGUGCCUCCACCACCACCACCAGCCGAAGCUCUAUUUCGAUCUCACCACUCCAGCAACGCUUCUACAACAUCUCAAUUUCCCCGGAUAAUGACGAUCCGGAGACGAACACAGACCCUAAUUCAUUUCCAGCUAGUGAUCCUUCCCAAUCCCAGAUUCCUCCGAAUCAUAUCCCUCCAAAUCCCUAUCCCACGCCGAUCCCGCAGCGAACCAUGGCUUUCUCAUCAGCCGAGGAAGCCGCUGCCGAGCGUCGCCGCCGCAAACGCCGGCUCCGUAUCGAGCCUCCUCUCCACGCUCUCCGUAGAGAUCCCUCAGCUCCUCCUCCGAGACGCGAUCCCAACGCCCCACGGCUUCCGGACUCAACCUCCUCACUCGUCGGCCAACGGCUUAAUCUACACAACAGAGUCCAGUCACUGAUCAGAGCAUCAGAUCUCGACGCUGCGUCACGGCUCGCUCGCCAGUCUGUGUUUUCCAAUACCCGACCCACCGUAUUCACUUGCAACGCCAUCAUCGCCGCCAUGUACCGGGCCAAGCGUUACACUGAAUCGAUUUCUCUGUUCGAUUAUUUCUUCAAGCAGUCUAACAUCGUCCCCAAUGUGGUCUCCUACAAUCAGAUCAUCAACGCUCAUUGUGACGAAGGGCAUGUGGAGGAAGCCCUUGAAGUAUACCGUCAUAUAUUGGCAAAUGCUCCUUUUGCUCCGUCGUCAGUUACUUAUAGACAUUUGACAAAAGGUUUGGUUCAGGCUGGAAGGAUCGGAGAUGCUGCGAGUUUAUUAAGGGAGAUGCUGAGCAAAGGCCAAGCUGCGGAUUCGAUGGUGUUCAACAAUCUGAUAAGAGGAUAUUUGGACCUUGGCGAUUUAGAUAAGGCCAACGAGUUCUUUGAUGAAUUGAAGACAAGGUGUACGGUUUAUGAUGGGAUUGUGAAUGCGACCUUUAUGGAGUACUGGUUUGAGCAAGGUAAGGAUAAGGAAGCCAUGGAAUCUUACAGGUCUUUGUUAGAUAAGAAAUUCAGAAUGCAUCCACCGACUGGAAAUGUGCUUUUGGAAGUUUUUCUCAAGUAUGGUAAGAAGACUGAAGCUUGGGCUCUGUUCAAUGAGAUGUUGGAUAAUCACACUCCUCCCAACAUCCUUUCCGUGAAUUCGGAGACGAUCAGUAUAAUGGUCAAUGAGUGUUUCAAAAUGGGGCAGUAUACAGAAGCGAUUGAUACAUUCAAGAAAGUUGGGAGUAAGCCGACCUCGAAACCAUUUGUGAUGGAUUAUGUAGGUUACUGUAACAUAGUAACAAAAUUCUGUGAACAAGGGAUGUUACCAGAGGCUGAAAGGUUCUUUGCGGAAGGUGUAUCCAAAUCCCUGCCUCCUGACGCUCCGAGCCACAGAGCAAUGAUCAAUGCUUAUCUCAAGGCAGAGAGAAUCGACGAUGCUCUCAAGAUGUUGAACAGGAUGGUGGAUGUGAAUCUAAGGGUGGUUGCUGAUUUUGGCACGAGGGUCUUUGGCGAGCUGAUUAAGAAUGGUAAGCUCACCGAAUCUGCAGAGGUUUUGACUAAGAUGGGAGAGAGAGAACCCAAACCAGAUCCUUCCAUUUAUGAUGUGGUGGUUAGAGGUCUUUGUGAUGGUGGUGCACUUGACCAAGCCAAGGAUAUUAUUGGUGAGAUGGUUGGAUACGGUGUCGGGGUUGCUCCUGUUCUGCGAGAAUUUAUCAUCGAGACUUUUGAGAAAGCAGGACGUCGUGAAGAGAUUGAGAAAAUCCUGAAUUCGGUUAGCCGUCCAACUAGAAAUCCUGGGCAAUCUGGUAAAACUCCACCUAGUGUACCCGCAGUGUUAGGAAUCACACUUGCAGCUCCUCAGCAGCCUAGAGACAGGGCCCCAUGGACGAGACAAGGGGCGGGGAAUCCUGAUUCUGGUUUGGCCAAUGGAACUGCAGGUCAAGCAGCAGGAGGAACUUACAAGGCUAAUAAUGGCCAGAGUCCGUCUUGGUCCAACACUUCGAUUAACCCGCAGCAGCAAUCAUGGUCUAAUCAGACAGCAGGGCAACAGCCACCAUCAUGGUCGAAUCAGGCACCGGGAUAUCAGCAGCAGCAAUCUUGGUCUCAGCAACAGGGGUGGUCAAGUCCUUCAGGUCAGCUGCAAUCUUGGGCUAAUCAGACAACUGGCCAGCAGCAACCGUGGGGUAACCAGAACACCGGUCAUCAGCGAUCGUGGGCUAACCAGCCAAGUGGCCAGCCGCAACCGUGGGGUAACCAGAACCCCGAUCAUCAGCGAUCAUGGGCUACCCAGUCAAGUGGCCAACAGCAACCGUGGGCUAAUCAGAACACUAGCCAGCAGCAACCAUGGGCUAAUCAGUCAACCGGCCAGCAGCAACCGUGGGCUAAUCAGAACACUGGCCAGCAGCAACCAUGGGCUAAUCAGUCAACCGGCCAGCAGCAACCGUGUGCUGAUCAGACAACCGGCCAGCAGCAACCAUGGUCUUAUCAGACAGGUGGCCAGCAGUCAGCGUGGACAGGGCAGCAGCAACCGUGGUCUAAUCAGACAGCUAGCCAUCAGCAGUCAUGGUCAAAUCCCUUGCCAGGACAGAUGACUAAUCAGGCACCUCAGUCAAACUCUGUGGACGGUCAUCGUCCUCAACAACAUGAGCCAGUGUCCUCCCAUGGAUGGGAAGAUGGAGAAGAAAAAAAGGUAGUUGAGUUGAGCAACUAGUUCGACAAACUCGCCAUUUCCUCAGCACCAUCAUCACCAUUUAUAAGUUUUCUUACUUUGCCUUUUGCUUUAUGGUUCGCAAUUAUUUGCAAACUCUGGUAUUUAUUGAUUAACAUCAUAAUCUAAUACGGUUUUCUGAUU
Messenger RNA from Eutrema salsugineum, 2970 nucleotides. Its product is annotated as pentatricopeptide repeat-containing protein At1g10270. Gene Ontology annotation, cellular component: chloroplast. Gene Ontology annotation, molecular function: protein binding. The record is from RefSeq and is a predicted model, not a curated record. NCBI's taxonomy places the organism in Eukaryota, Viridiplantae, Streptophyta, Magnoliopsida, Brassicales, Brassicaceae. The transcript has a single exon. Bases 91 to 2829 code for a protein of 912 amino acids.